Messenger RNA from Nerophis lumbriciformis (worm pipefish), 1281 nucleotides. The record is from RefSeq and is a predicted model, not a curated record. NCBI's taxonomy places the organism in Eukaryota, Metazoa, Chordata, Actinopteri, Syngnathiformes, Syngnathidae.
AUGAACACCGCUAUGAUCUCUCGCUCCACUGCCAGGUCGGUCCGCAGCACCUCCAUCAUGGGAGGCGGCAGCCGCGUCACGGCCAUGAGAGCCGGCAGUGUUUACGGCGGUGCGGGAGGUUCUGACGUGCGCAUCUCCUCGGCGGGCAUGGGGAUUGGCAUGGGCGGCGGCUUCUCCUCCAUGUCCAUGAGCGGGACCGACGCCCUGAUGGGCAACGAGAAAUUCACCAUGCAGAACCUGAACGACCGGUUGGCCUCCUAUCUGGACAAGGUCCGCUCCUUGGAGAAAGCCAACGCUGAGCUGGAGCUGAAGAUUCGUCAGUUCCUGGAGAGUCGAGUGGGUCCCUCCAGCAGAGAUUACACCGCCUACUUCGCAACCAUUGCCGAUCUCAACGCCAAGAUCCAGGAUGCCACCCGGGUGAAUGGUGCAGUCCACCUGAGCAUUGACAACGCCAGGCUGGCGGCAGAAGACUUUAAAACCAAGUACGAAAACGAGCUUGCCAUGCGUCUGUCGGUGGAGGCCGACAUCGGAGGACUGCGGCGCGUACUGGAUGAGCUCACGCUGACCAGAACUGACCUGGAGAUGCAGAUUGAAGGUCUCAAGGAGGAGCUAGUCUUCCUCAAGAAGAACCACCAGGAGGAGCUAGCGGCAUUGCGCGCUCAGAUGAGCGGUCAGGUGCACGUGGAGGUGGACGCCGCCCCGGGUCAGGACUUGUCAGCCAUGAUGGCCGAAAUCCGAGAACAUUACGAGGCCAUGACGGCCAAGAACAAUCGCGACCUGGAGGCCUGGUACAACGCUAAGAUAGAGGCGCUCAACAAAGAAGUGAUGACGCAGACGGUUAACCUGCAGACGUCCAGGUCGGAGAUCAAUGAAGUCAAACGUACAUUGCAGGCACUCCAGAUUGAACUGCAGUCAUUGCUGGGCCUGAAAGCGUCGCUGGAGGGAACGCUCGCCGAGACGCAGAGUCGCUACUCCGUGAUGCUUUCGGGCUACCAGAUGCAGGUGUCCUCCCUGGAAGAGCAAAUUAUGCAGUUGCGAGCUGAUCUGGAGCGCCAAGGUCAAGAGUACCAGAUGCUGCUGGACAUUAAGACGCGGCUGGAAAUGGAGAUCGCAGAGUACCGCCGCCUGCUGGAGGGCGAGAACGUCAGCAGUGUCACCACCUCGUCAGCGUCCUCGACAAACGUUAGCAAGCGCGUGGUGACGGUGGUAGAGGAGGUGGUAGACGGCAGGGUGGUCUCAUCCUCCACCUCCAAUACCUCAUCUUCCUACAUGGCUCGUUGA